Rhodofomes roseus is the source of this 1965-nucleotide messenger RNA. RefSeq lists its product as uncharacterized. The record is from RefSeq and is a predicted model, not a curated record. Lineage: Eukaryota; Fungi; Basidiomycota; Agaricomycetes; Polyporales; Fomitopsidaceae. The coding region runs from base 1 to 1965 and encodes 654 amino acids. The transcript is spliced from 8 exons.
AUGGCAACAACAGCAACUUCGCGCGACGUCGGCACUCUAGUUGUGGUUGUACUGAAAGCGAAAAACCUUCCAAAUAAGCGACACAUAGGGAAGCAGGACCCGUAUUGCUCAGUAACGUUCAAUGCAGAGAAGAAGAGGACGAAGGCCAUCAAGCGCGGUGGGCAGCACCCUGAGUGGGACGAGGAGUUUCGAUACACGCUCUACGAGGAUCCAAACGACAUGACUGCACCACCGCCUCACGGAGAUGGUACCCCUCCCCCUCCCCCUCCCAAAAAGAACAAGGGUCCUCCCAGCGUGAAGGGUGGCCGAUCGAUGUUAGUCGCCUGCUACGCAGAUGAUGCACGCGAGCCGGAUUUCAUUGGGGAGACAAAUGUGGAUUUGACGGAGGUGCUGACGAAGGGUGAAACCGAUGAGUGGUUCACUCUGACGAACAAAGACAAGUACUGUGGAGAAGUAUAUCUUGAGCUUACAUUUUGGUCGAACGAACCCGUCCCUGUCAAGAAAGUGACAGGGAAGCCGAACGGGAAGAGUCACAAGCACUACGGUGGCCCUGGUCAAUUCGUGCCAGCAGGAGAGUCCCCACCUCACAACAGCAUUGACUUGCGCCCAGAACAUGUGCCACCAUCGCUACGGCCGUCGAGUUCUCGCGUCGAUCUGUAUGUGCCACCGUACGAAACUUCCAGAUCCCGCCAUUCUAUGGUGGAUAGCGUGGCUGGUGAUUUCGCGGAGCUGAGUGUUGGGCAUGAUGUGGAUCGCAGACUGAGCUUUCCGCCUCAGCAAUCCGGUUUUGCAUCCCGUCCCGCGUCGUCAAUUGGCUUCCAGGACCAACGAGCCGUCUCCCCUCAACCAGGCCACGAUUAUCAUCAGGGCACAUAUCCAGAUGGUGGAGGAAACUACUACGAGGGAGCCGCCACACCUCCAGUGGCAAAUGCAUAUCACCAAGGGCCGCCGCCAGAGCAGUAUCAGCCACCAUACGAGACAUUGCAGCCUGCUGCAACUGGAUACCAGGUCGUACCACGGCACGGACCUAGGCACACAACGCCUACGCCGCAGAACUAUGGACCUCCGGCAUCGCAUAUGCUCAUACCGUCGUCCAGCUUUUCGACGUUGCCCCAACCACCCAUCGCCUCGUCUGGCUUCAUCGCUACUGGGCCACCUCCAACGCCCACUCCUGCCCCGUACCAUCGAUCCUCGCGUCGCCAGUCCUCGCUACCCAUUCCUCCUGCUGGAGGCCCCCCUGGGAUGUAUAACCCGUCUCAGCGCGGUCCAUCCGGGUCCUUUAACCUGCCACCACCACCGCAGACGGGCCCUCCCGCGACAUACAAUGGAUCUACUUUGAGGGCUCCUUCUGGUUCGUACACUGCGCAAAGCCAAGGGGCGCUGUAUACGCAGCCUACGGGCAGCUCGUCGCAUUCCUACAACCUCCCACCGAUACAGCAGACGGUGUACGGUAGCCCAGGUGGUGUGAGCCCCGGCGAAGCACCGGCAAGUCUGUACAGCUCUAUUCCUCCACCACCGCCAUUGCCGUCUCAGACGACGCCAGCGCCAUAUGCAACACACGGUCCACAGCCACCUGUAGCUGGGACCUCGCCGUCGUUGCCCCCGCCGCCCUCGCAGUACCAGCAAGCACCAAUGCCGAGUCGUUCGCCGUCCCUGCCCCCGCCACCGCAGAACAUAACCAGACGACCUAGUCUCCCGCCGCCGCCUACCAUGGGCUAUGCCAGUCAGCCACAGUCUGCAUUCCAGGCACUCCCACCGCCUCCGGCACCGCCGAGCAUGCCGCCGAAUACCCACUAUGAGUCGAUUUCGAGCUACAUGCCGGUGAGCGGUAGUCAGACGUUCCAUCCCGGACCGCCACCGAGGCCUCCGGCGCAGCUCAACGGCCAGCCCCAAUACCACCAAUAUUCUCCGAAUCCGCAAGCGUCGUACGGAGGCCAGUCACCUAUCGCAGAGAGGGGUUGGUAA